AGCUUUGCAGCGCAUACAGCCGACAUUCUGUUGGGCAAGUACACAUAUCAGGGUGAGGAGAACAAAGAACUCAAAGCAGGCAUUCGCGCCAUGUCAAAUAAUCUCGAUGUCGUCAUUAAAUCUUUUGAGGCUGAUAUUGCCUACGCCUUUGACACAGUGUUUGGGCAAUGCGACGAGUGGGUGACUGUGGAUCAGGUCUGGCCCACCACGUUUCGCCUUGCCUCUAUCUUGAGCUCGCGCCCUUUCCUAGGGCGAGAGCUCAGUCGUGAACCUAAGUGGUUUGCUGCCAUGACAGACUAUGUACAGAGCCUGAGUAGCUGCGUCGGAAGCUUAAGGCCUGUGCCCGCAAUCAUAAGGUUCUUCUUCGAAUCACGCAUCCCCCGCAUCAAAAAUCUGGUCAAGACUCGUGACCAUAUGGAAGAUAUGAUGAUGCCAAUCAUUCAAGAUCAUUUGAAUCGCUAUAUUGCAACAGGUAGAGAAUCCAAGUCUCGGCGCACUGCUACCAUUAGUGACGAUGGGGGCGAGCUUCUCGACUGGAUGAUUCCUGAGUAUCCAAACCCGAAUGCCAAAAAGCUGGCGCGCGACGAGAUCACUAUCAUCCUAGAGUCGGUCAUGAACAUUUCGUCUGGGCUCAGCCAUUUGAUGUACAAUAUCGCCAAGUACUCAGAAUAUCAGGACCCAUUGCGAGAGGAGUAUCAGGAGGUGAUGAAGACGACCAAUGGGCUAAGCAAGGCAGCACUCUUCAAUAUGAAGAAGAUGGAUAGCUUUAUGAAGGAGACACAUCGAUUGAGCCCUCCAUCAUUGAUGGCGAUUAUGAGAAAGGUCAUUGAUCCGAGAGGCAUGCAGCUUUCCGUUGGGCCGCGCAUCCCAUGUGGCACGCUUUGUGCUGUUAGCGCCGAUCGUGUCAACAUGUCUCCUGACUUCUACCCUGAGCCGAACAAGUUUGAUGGCUAUCGAUUCUACCGCAUGCGCCAGGAGCGCGGAGAGGAGUUCAGGCACCAGCUCGUUUCGACUAGCGACUCGGAAAUCAAUUUCUCGAUAGGCGGUCGAGCUUGUCCGGGUCGUAUCUUCUUUUCAGCUUUAGAGAAGGUCGUGUUGUGUCAUUUGCUUACACAAUAUGAUGUACGUGUCAAGCCA
Molecule: messenger RNA, 1137 nt
Organism: Bipolaris sorokiniana ND90Pr
Lineage: Eukaryota; Fungi; Ascomycota; Dothideomycetes; Pleosporales; Pleosporaceae
Exons: 2
Molecular function (GO): oxidoreductase activity, acting on paired donors, with incorporation or reduction of molecular oxygen; iron ion binding; heme binding
Source: RefSeq, a predicted model, not a curated record